Messenger RNA from Penicillium concentricum, 2166 nucleotides. RefSeq lists its product as uncharacterized. Lineage: Eukaryota; Fungi; Ascomycota; Eurotiomycetes; Eurotiales; Aspergillaceae. Gene Ontology annotation, cellular component: cytoplasm. The coding region runs from base 1 to 2166 and encodes 721 amino acids. The transcript has 6 exons. The record is from RefSeq and is a predicted model, not a curated record. Gene Ontology annotation, molecular function: glycosyltransferase activity.
AUGGAUUUCAAUGGAGCAGUUUACUGCACGCUUCUGUUGAGUGACAAUUACCUUCCUGGUGCUAUGGUCCUUGCCCAUUCCCUACGCGACAAUGGCACAAAAGCGAAAUUAGUGGCGCUCUUUACGCCAGACAGACUACAAUCGAGCACCAUCGACGAGCUAAGGACCGUCUACGACGAGUUGAUCCCAGUGAGCUCAAUGGUAAACGACACGCCGGCGAACCUCUGGCUCAUGGACCGCCCAGACCUGAUUGCCACAUUCACCAAAAUCGAGCUCUGGCGCCUGACGCAAUAUCAGCGGGUCGUAUACAUUGAUUGUGAUGUCGUAGCUCUGCGAGCACCCGACGAGCUGUUAUCACUGGAAGCAGACUUUGCUGCCGCGCCUGACGUCGGUUGGCCAGAUUGCUUUAAUAGUGGAAUGAUGGUUCUCCGACCUAAUCUACAGGACUAUUAUGCGCUAAAAGCACUCGCCCAACGAGGUAUCAGCUUCGAUGGCGCCGACCAGGGUCUGCUGAACAUGCAUUUCCGGAACUGGCAUAGGCUAAGCUUCACGUAUAAUUGCACGCCAAGUGCUAAUUACCAGUACAUUCCUGCGUACAAGCAUUUCCAGAGUACCAUCAGUCUUAUUCAUUUCAUCGGUGCUCAGAAGCCGUGGAAUAUGCCGAGGCAGAUUGUCCCGCUGGAGUCUCCUUACAAUCAGCUUUUAGGCCGGUGGUGGUCUGUCUAUGACAGACAUUAUCGUCCGACAAUUGUACCGAGCGCGCCAGUUGAUAUUGAAAAAACGGUGUUGGCUCAAGGCGCACAAGUCCCUGCCCUGAAUUAUGGCCACGUCCCUCGCUAUGACAGCACCACCCGUUAUGAAAACACCCCUCAUUAUGAAACACAGCCUAUGUCUGAACGGCAGCCCUACCAUGUUGAAGUACCCGCAAGCUUUCACGAGGAAUCACACCAAGCACUGCCAGUCGAGCACGGCCAUUCAGAACCGCACCACGAACACUCUGCUCCCACUCAUGUACGCCAUGCUGCCGUGCCUGUAUUAAGCAUGGUACCGCAGUAUGUUCGCGGAGAGGAGCAUGUCUCAACCUUUAUCCCACCAUUGCCUUCUGCGCCAAUCACUUUUGCGCCUCAAGUGAGACACGAAACAUACGAGGCACAGAUACACACGCAGGAACAGACAGAGAUACAGACACAGUCGCAGUCGCAGUCGCAGGUACAGACACAGCCACAGAUACACUACCCCGAUGGCCAUAUUCAUCAACCACGGCCGCUAGCGCCAAUUUCUCCGAUUAUCGAGUAUCAAUCACCCCCAUCUCCGGUCCCAGAGGUUUCGACCUUUGAGGCGCCAAAAUCCGAGUGGGAUCCGUCGCGCGAGCCACCACCGGUCAACACAAAACCCGAAGGUCUCAGUUUACAACAGAAAACCUACGAUAUGUCCGAAGACACGCAUCUAUUCCAACCCCCGUCGUCCUAUCCGGAGGCACCGAAAAACAUGUGGUAUCAGGUUCCACCCAAGCCGGAUCCCAAACCCACCACGGUCUUCCCCUGGGAGAUCCAUGCCCCGAAACCCACCCGCGUCUUCGCCGAGGCGCCUGUGGAGUUAGUGGAAAGCCCUGUGGUACCUAAGGAACCAGAGCAGCAUUCGCUCCCAAGCGAGCCAGCCCCUCCCGGUCCCUCAUCUUCCUACACUCGGGUACCGUUCGAACCUAGUGCCGAAUCAUGGCAAACAUACAGCCGCUCUAACGCCUGGGAUGAGGACCCAGAGAUCCAACGCUACAUUGAGACAAUCCAAGCAAAGCGCACAAAGUCACAAGUGACCAGCCCAGGAGCCAACUCCAACAGUCCCGAUAAAUCACCCCCGACUCCAGGCUCCCGCCCCAGCACCAAGAUUACCGACUUUCCAACAGAAGACGAGCGCCCCAGUCUGCCCGUAACGCCGGCCCCAAUCCACCGCAUCAGCUACGGGGAUGAGGCCUCCGGUACGGCCACCCUUCCUGUUGCGGAGGGCGUGCCUAGCCAGGAGGAAUGGGUGGGUGUCACGGUUGAUGUGUUCUCUUCUCUCCUCGGCGCAACGUACUUAUUGUGGCGGUCUAUAGAAUCCCCUAGCUCAGCUCGAGGAGCUGCAUCGUCGGCACUCGGAGGUCUUGGAGCAUCCCGAGCUGCUGUUUAG